UCUAAUCACAAUUAAUAACAAUAACGGUUUUCAGUAUAAAUAACAGUAGUUAUUAACCGUUUAACUAGUUCAUAGUUUGAAGCUGAGGGAGUUGACUAUUUUCAAACAGUUUGCAAAGUUAAAACUCUCUACAACCUACAAAAAUGGCUUCUGAAAAAUUCACGUUACCAGACGACUUUAUGAUUGGAACCGGAUCAAGUGCUUACCAAAUUGAAGGCGCAUGGAAUGCAGAUAACAAGGGUGCUAGCAUAUGGGAUUAUUAUUUUCAUACUAAAAAUUUUAUAACCUCCAAUCCGGCAGACUUUUUAAAAAAACCCCAAAAGAGGAAAUUUCCUAUGUAUCACAAAGGAACGGAUCUCCAUGCUUUAGAUGCAAUUCGUGGCUACUCAUUUAUCAAUGGAGAUAUUGCUUGUGACUCUUAUAAUAAACUUGAUGAAGAUAUAGAUAAUUUGGUUGAACUUGGAGUAAAUACAUACCGAUUUUCGAUAAGCUGGCCAAGAGUUUUGCCAAAUGGUGAUGACCGUGCCAUAAACUAUGCUGGAGUUGAAUAUUACGAGAAGUUAAUUCAAAAACUUAAAGAUAACAAAAUCAAACCAGUGGUAACAAUGUAUCACUGGGAUUUACCGGUCAGUCUACAAGAACUAGGUGGAUGGGCAAAUCCGAACAUUAUUGGAUACUUUAAAAAUUACGCAGAAUUUCUUUUCAAAACAUUUGGCUCACAAGUAGAACUAUGGAGUACAAUCAAUGAACCCAGAUUCGUAGCUUUGGCUUAUGGUAAUGAGGGCAUGGCGCCUAGUGUCGGUGAAAUGUUCAACGGAAUCUCUGAGUACAUGGUCAUACGCAAUUUAUUGCUUGCCCACGCAGCAGUUUAUAGGUUGUACGAGAAACAUUACGCCGAAUCGCAAAAAGGUGAGAUCAGUAUAUGUUUUGACACAGCGGCGUAUUAUCCAAAAAAUCCAAAACUAGCUGCGGACAUCAAAGCUGUUGAAAAAACAUUCGAUUUUUCGCUUGGAAUAUUCACUCAACCAUUGGUAGAUGGCACAUUCCCAAAAUCAGUUUUAGAAUCCAUCAAAAAAACAGACAAAUAUGAUAACAUAUCUAUGAAGCGUAUCUUUGAAUUUACCGAAGAAGAAAAGAAAGAUCUCAUAAAAUCAUAUGAUUUUAUUGCUUUCAAUUAUUAUGAUUCGUACAUAGUAGAAGCUAUGACCGAGACUGAUUACAGACAAGAGGCAUAUUUACUGAAUAAAGAUUUAGGAGUAAAACUUUCUCCGAAUGCAGAGAACUUGCAAGAUACCUUUGAUGGAUUUACUCAGGUGAUCAAUUGGCUUGUAAACAAUGUAGAAAAUCCGAAACUGUUUAUUGCUGAAAAUGGUAUUCCUGAGCAACCAAAUGUAGAUCAAAGUGAAUUGAAAAUCAAAUAUCAUCGUGGCAUUUUGACGGAACUUAACGACGCCUUAAACAGAAAAGUUAAAAUUACAGGGUAUUGUGUCUGGUCAUUUAUGGAUUCGUUGGAAUGGACAAGUGGAUAUUUUAGCAAAUUGUUUGGUAUAUAUGCAGUGGACUUCAACGACCCAAAAAGACCCCGUUCCAAGAAGCCAUCAUUUGAGUUCUUCCAAAAACUUUUCAAAACAAAAUCAUUGCCACCUAUCGAAUCUAAGAAAUAAUAUCACUAUGGACAAAUGCUUUACUUUAAAGGGCUUUAAAAAUUGUCAAUACAUACAUAGUUGUGUAUAAUUUAUUACUUAUUAUUGAGCUUUUCCUGAAAUUGUGAUUCAAAAUUGCUGACUAAAUUUUAUUGGUUUUAUAUAAUAUUAUAUUUAAGCAUUUUCCGCUUAAACUAAAAAAUACAAAAUAUUUAUUGGUUUGGUAUAUUACAGUUUAUAGUUUUAUAAAAUUUUAUAAAAUUCUAUUAAAUAUGUAUCAAAUAAAUAAAUUUAUUCAACUAUAA
Aphis gossypii (cotton aphid) is the source of this 1948-nucleotide messenger RNA. Its product is annotated as lactase/phlorizin hydrolase-like. Gene Ontology annotation, biological process: carbohydrate metabolic process. The record is from RefSeq and is a predicted model, not a curated record. Bases 144 to 1664 code for a protein of 506 amino acids. Gene Ontology annotation, molecular function: beta-glucosidase activity. Lineage: Eukaryota; Metazoa; Arthropoda; Insecta; Hemiptera; Aphididae. The transcript has 13 exons.